AGAACUACUUUGUGAGCUAAAGACCUAUGAAAUUAUGGGAGGUGGUAGAGCGGUCUGCAGACUUGCCUCCGAGUCUCUCGUUCAGCCUGAAGUUGCUGCAGAUCAACUAGACUGGCAGUCAGACAGGGAUACUGGAUGUGGAUGAGAGAAAGGACAAACUGAAAUCCUUGGGGACAAAACGGAACCUGCAUCAGCCUCUCACCAACCCUAGUUUUGAUGCCUGAGUAACCUACAGGAGAGGAUGACACUUUCGAUGUCAGAGCUGCACUUGUGGGCCCAGGAUUUGGAGAAGUGGAGAGAAGGUCUGAUGGGAGUUGAAGGAGCUGCAGGUCCAGCUUCUUCCCCAUGCCAGCAAGGGUGCUGGAAAUGUAAACAAGAAUAGACUGUUCAUUCCUGAUGGCUUUUAGUCUAUACUAACAUAUUGUUUGUCAUGGCAUCCGAGACUGAAAAGACCCAUGCUUUACUGCAGACUUGUAGCACUGAAUCUCUUAUUUCCAGCCUUGGUCUGGGGGUAUUUUGCCUCGUAGCUGACAGACUUCUCCAGUUUUCCACAAUUCAGCAAAACGACUGGCUUCGUGCUCUCUCAGAUAAUGCAGUACAUUGUGUAAUUGGCAUGUGGUCAUGGGCGGUAGUCACUGGAAUCAAGAAGAAGACUGACUUCGGAGAAAUCAUUUUAGCUGGAUUUUUAGCCUCUGUUAUUGAUGUAGACCACUUUUUUCUAGCUGGAUCCAUGUCUUUAAAGGCUGCUUUGACUCUUCCACGAAGACCUUUCCUUCACUGUUCUACUGUGAUACCCAUUGUGGUUCUGACCCUGAAAUUUACUAUGCACCUUUUUAAGCUCAAAGACUCAUGGUGCUUUCUUCCCUGGAUGUUAUUUAUAUCCUGGACUUCACAUCAUAUCCGAGAUGGGAUUCGUCAUGGUUUGUGGAUAUGCCCAUUUGGAAAAACUUCUCCUUUGCCAUUCUGGCUUUAUGUAAUAAUCACAUCAUCUUUACCUCACAUCUGUUCAUUCGUUAUGUAUUUAACAGGAACCAGACAAAUGAUGUCUUCAAAACAUGGAGUUCGUAUUGAUGUCUGAGGUAACCACACGGCAGUCUUAGAGAAGCAAAUGGCUCAGAUGAUGAUAAUUAAGAGUAGCCAACAUUAAAGUUAAUUUUUAAAAAUACAGUUAGGUGUUUACAUUAUUUACUUAUUAUAAUUCUGGAAUCCUCUUGCUCAGGAAGCAUGUACAACUUUUUAAAAAAUUAUACUUGUUAUUAUUCUACUUCUCUCUUCUAUGACAACUCUAGUGCAAUAUUAGAGUUUCAUUUAUUCCACACACACUUGAUCUUAGCCAAAAGGCCGAGAAGCGAUCAUUUAUUCCACGAUAUAUUUUUAUUGUUUUUUUCUGUGUAUCUGGCUUUACUAGUAGUUCUUUUAGAUUAACAUCCAGUUCAUUUUCUGGAAAUAUACCUGGAAUUUAGUCCAUUUCCUAAUGAAAAACAGCUCAAAUUUUAGGGUAACUAGUUUGUAAAGAGUUAACAUUAUAUUUGGAUCCAAUUUUCUUGAGAUAUUGAAAUAGUGAAAUCACCAAAUAAAUGAUAUGAAUCAUUUAACUAUACAAAUGUAUAGUUAAUGCUAACAUGUAUUUAUUUUCAUAUAUGUUGAUCCUGAGUGAAAUUUAAUUUGCAGAAUGCUUUAUGAGUUAUGAUUACUGGCAAAACCUUCAGAACACUUGUGACACAUCAUUAUAAUAUCCAGUAGCUAACAUUAGAUCUAGCUUAUUAUUUCAGAAAUUAAUUUAGGAAAUAAUUAUUAAAACAUGUUGGCUACAGUAACACUUUACUGAAGUAGUAUUUUUUAGUAUCUCUAGCCUAGAAUCUCAUGUGUCAGUUUUAACUGUUUUGAAAAACAUAACUAAAUGUAAUAUUUGUUAAUAAGUAACAUUAACAAAAUAUUGAUAUUGGGAUCAUAACCAUAACAUUUGAAUUCAUGCAAAAAAAAGACCAGAAAUGUCAUUUCAGAUGUAAAUUCCUGAAUGUACCAUUAAAAUUGUUUUAGUUGCUAUCAGUUUGUUUAUAUACUAUUUUAUAUACUAUUCUAUUUUACUCUGCCUGAUACUGAAAGACAGCAUAUAUUUUUUUCAAAAUAAAGUUUUAGGAAAUUUGCUUUUUCCUUUUUCUUUCAGGUUGAUCUUCUAUUAAAAUGAUUCCUCUUUAUUAGAGAAGGAAAAUUUAGUUGCUAUACAUCUUAUAUUUGCACAGUUUAUUAAAAUCCGUGCCCUAAAGGUACCUGCUUUUCUCUGUGGCAUAUAUGGCACCUGCUGUCUUCAGAUUUUCUUACAGUUUUGUGAUUUAUAAUGCUAGUGAUUGGUGCCUUAUUCUCUGAGGAAAGAUGGAGGGUUCAUAAAGCAAUGCCUUAUCCACAGCAGAUUUUCUUGUAUAUCAAGUUAAACAGAAUUCUGUAAAUUAUUAUGAAGGUUCAAGCUCUUUAGGGGAGUUUUUUUUCUUGUUGUUAACAAAUUGGUUGCAAUCUAUUAUAUUUUGCAAUUGAUUAGAUACUACAGUCUACUUAUUUUUCAAGAGUAAUUAUUGUAUAAGUUUGGUUGGUAUAAUGGUAAAUAUUAUAUAGUGGGGGAAAAUUUGAUUAGAGUUUUUUUUAAGCAUCUGACUUCAGAAACCCAUGGAAAUAAAGUCUGUAUCUUGUGUAACAA
Molecule: messenger RNA, 2692 nt
Organism: Symphalangus syndactylus (siamang)
Lineage: Eukaryota; Metazoa; Chordata; Mammalia; Primates; Hylobatidae
Gene: TMEM267
Product: transmembrane protein 267
Source: RefSeq, a predicted model, not a curated record